AUGAUCAAUGUAGCUUUUUUGGGUCCUCUUGGUACGUAUACGCACCAGGCAGUCCUUCAACAAUUUCCUGACGACGGUAAUACGCAAUACACUGCUCUGAAAACCAUCCCACAAUGCUUUCAAGAGCUUACGAACGACCUGGCGCUCGAUUACGCUGUUGUGCCUCUGGAAAACUCGACAAAUGGACAAGUGGUUUUCACCUACGACAUUUUGAGAGAUCUGAUGAAUGAGUGUGCUGAUCAUAUGCAAAAUCAGGCGCUGCCAAAGCUCGAAAUUGUUGCUGAGCAGUACGUUGCGAUCGAUUUGUGCCUGAUAUCCUCUGAAGCUCUUGACAUCGAAGCGCUCGGAAACGAUACUUGCUUAAAAAUCUACUCCCAUCCUCAGGUUUGGGGCCAGGCGACGGGAUAUCUCGAUCGUUUGAGACAGAGGGUUCACUCCCUUCAAAUGAUUGAUACCACUUCGACGUCCGGGGCGGUGCGAUACUGCUGCGAAAAGAAGGGUUUAGAUGCACCAAACGAGAUAAGGUUGGCCAUUGCCAGCAGCACGGCGGCUAAAAUGCACGGUGCCUUCAUACUGGAUAGCCCAAUCAACGACAAGAAGGGAAAUACCACGAGAUUCCUUGUUUUACGGAGAAGCGAUUCUCAAAGAGGCCCCCUUUUGGCACAACCAUCUGUGGCAUCCACCAGCGAUCAGCAGGUGUCACUUUUGACUUUUGUUGUUACACAAGAUGCGCCCGGAAGUCUAGUAGACGUAUUGAACGUUCUGAAGGAGAACCAAAUUAAUAUGUGCUCGAUCAGUUCGAGACCGUAUCACCACCCUGAUGAUAGUAAGACCAGAUUGCAAGGGGAAAGUACUGGGGCACGGAGACGCAAAUGGCAGUACGUUUUCUUCAUAGAGGUUAACCACGAUAGUGCAGUUAACUGGGCUCCUGUUGUCACAGGACUCAGCUCGAAAUCUUUAAGAUUCUGCUUCUGGGGUACUUUCAGCCGCAACCGUCGCUACUACGAGAUGACAUAG
Messenger RNA from Lachancea meyersii CBS 8951, 1017 nucleotides. NCBI's taxonomy places the organism in Eukaryota, Fungi, Ascomycota, Saccharomycetes, Saccharomycetales, Saccharomycetaceae. The record is from the annotation of a GenBank genome assembly.